Molecule: messenger RNA, 888 nt
Organism: Dermacentor andersoni
Lineage: Eukaryota; Metazoa; Arthropoda; Arachnida; Ixodida; Ixodidae
Source: RefSeq, a predicted model, not a curated record
UGGAACAAUUAUUAUUGUGGAGAACUUUGUGCAUGACAAGUCAGGCACACCCUUUGUGAUAGGAAGAGAGUUCCUCCAAAGAAGAGACUUGUAUACAAAACCUUGUCAAUCAAGAAUGCUUGGGAUUUGCAUUGCAUCUCAGCUUUCUGGCUUGCGGUCCUGGCCAGUUCAGAGUAUACUUCAGAAAUGUCUGAGAGUGUUGUUCAAGAGAGAAAAUAUUAUUUUUCCACUUUUGCAUGCUGUUGUUCCGCAAUAGUUGUCAUGUUGCUGUACAGAUGUUGCAAUUUCAUUUGUCCUCAUUAGUGUAAUGCUUUUGGAAAUAAACUAGGUUUCUUUCUUUUUUUGCAAGGUGGCCUCUACAUAGUAGUGAAAUUUCCUGAAGAAGAUGAUGCUGUUGCCAUUAUACAUAAAAACUGGAUCGAUGGCAACGGCUGCAUGUGGCCUCCACAAACAAAAUACAUAAAAAGCUUGUUAAAAGCUGGGGCCAUGCCUGGAAAUGACUGGAGGAGUCUGCCUUGUGAAGUGGUUGAGGCAUUUGCCAAUUACGAUGAUGCUGUACGGGGCCUCAGAAAAGCUGAAGACAACUCAGACAUCGCAAGUGCAAGUGAACGUGGCAGAGGAAAAAGGAAAAAGAAAAGAAGGCUCUACAGUGACGAAGACGAGAUGCCACUCCCGCAGCCACCACAGUCUAUGCAGAAAAGAGCAACACAUGGUAUUGCAGAAAGAUCUGCAAGGAUGGAACCGUCAAGUAUUUCGACUGUUUCACAGCACUCGGCAUAUAAUGGCUCACUGGAUGUGAACUCGGAUUUCUCUGAUUAAAUGUCUGAAAAUUCAAGAUUUCAAGAGGAGUCAAUUUGCUCAAGAUUUAUUGCUGGCCUUGGCAGGUGC